AUGUUUUUCAGUGAUCAGAAACUUACAUCUAACAUGCUCUGCUCCUUCUUAGCUCUCUUGCUCCCCCUGGUGGUGAACUCCCACCCUGUCGGUCGAAGCCUGUUGCCCUUGGACUGUGAGGACAUCUACCAAAAUGGGUCCGUGCACAACGGGGUUUACACCAUCUACCCAACGACAGCCGACAAGCCUGUGGAGGUGUACUGUGACAUGGGGUGUACAGAGGAUGAGAAUCACAAAGAUGGACAGUGGACGGUGAUCCAGAGAAGAAUGGAUGGCACUGUAAACUUCUACCAGCCCUGGGAUCACUACAAGGAGGGCUUUGGGAACAAGAACGGAGAGUACUGGCUGGGUCUGGAGACUAUUUUCAGCCUCACCUGGAGGGGUAAGUAUGAGCUGCAGGUGGACAUGGAGGAUUGGGAGGGGGGCAGUGUCUAUGCCCGAUAUUUGUCCUUCUCCAUUGACUCGGAGGACGAUGGCUACGAACUUCACUUGGGCGGAUACAUCAACGGUGGAGCGGGUGAUGCUCUAAAUUAUGUGAAUGGGAGGAAGUUCUCAACCUACGACAAAGACCAAGACUCCAGUUACUCCAACUGUGCAGACCUGUAUGAUGGAGGCUUCUGGUUCUAUAGCUGCCCAUAUUACGCCAACCCCAACGGAUUGUACAAGGGGAAGGGGAGUGUGGAGUAUGGUACCGGAAUCAAUUGGACCUUCUGGAAAGGCCUUUAUUACUCUCUAAAGUCCAUCAGGAUGAAAAUCAAGAGGGUGGCUCUAUCUGAGGCGUAA
Messenger RNA from Alosa alosa (allis shad), 783 nucleotides. Its product is annotated as microfibril-associated glycoprotein 4-like. Gene Ontology annotation, biological process: elastic fiber assembly. The record is from RefSeq and is a predicted model, not a curated record. NCBI's taxonomy places the organism in Eukaryota, Metazoa, Chordata, Actinopteri, Clupeiformes, Clupeidae. The coding region runs from base 1 to 783 and encodes 260 amino acids. The transcript has 5 exons.